This is a messenger RNA of Punica granatum (pomegranate), 3240 nucleotides long. Lineage: Eukaryota; Viridiplantae; Streptophyta; Magnoliopsida; Myrtales; Lythraceae. The record is from RefSeq and is a predicted model, not a curated record.
UAGCAAGCAGCUCUUGCUUAAACCCUAAACCCACUCUGAUAGGACAACAGCUCAGCUUCACCUCCGUUAGCUCAUUCCCCCUCCGUCCAUCCUCCCCUCCGGCCGGCGCACACAAAGCAGAGCAUCAGUUGCGACAGAAGCGGAGUGAAGGGGAUGGGAAUAUUCGAGCCAUUUAGAGCAAUCGGAUACAUAACCGGCGGCGUCCCUUUCUCCGUUCAACGGCUCGGCACCGAGACCUUUGUCACCGUCAGCGUCGGCAAGGCUUUCCAGAUUUACAAUUGCGCGAAGCUCACUUUGGUGCUUGCUGGUCCCCAGUUGCCAAAGAAAAUUCGAGCUCUUGCGUCCUAUCGGGAGUACACAUUUGCUGCUUAUGGAAAUGAAAUCGGCGUAUUCAAGCGCGCCCAUGAGGUGGCUACUUGGAGGAGGCAUAGUGCGAAGGUGAACCUGCUGCUCUUGUUUGGGGAGCAUAUCCUGAGCAUCGAUGUCGAUGGUAAUCUGUUUGUCUGGGGAUUUAAAGGAAUCGAUGAGAAUCUUGCCCCUGUUGGACAUAUAAUGCUUGGUGAAAAUUUUACUCCUAGCUGUAUCAUGCACCCUGAUACUUACCUCAACAAGGUUAUCCUAGGGAGUCAACAAGGUUCUCUGCAGCUUUGGAAUAUAAGCACAAAGACUAAACUUUAUGAGUUCAAGGGAUGGAAAUCAUCUGUGACCAGUUGCGUGUCGUCACCUGCUCUGGAUGUUAUUGCAGUUGGUUGUGCUGAUGGAAAGAUUCAUGUUCACAACAUCCGCUAUGAUGAAGAAGUGAUUACUUUUUCACAUUCCAUGCGUGGAGCUGUUACUUCAUUAUCUUUCAGUACAGAUGGCCAGCCUCUUCUAGCUUCUGGGAGUUCAUCUGGUGUUGUGAGCAUAUGGAAUCUGGAGAAAAGAAGGCUCCAAUCAGUCAUAAAAGAUGCACAUGAUGGUUCAAUAAUUUCCCUCCACUUUAUGGCCAACGAACCUGUCCUAAUGAGUUCAUCUGCAGACAACUCAAUCAAAAUGUGGAUAUUUGACACAAGUGAUGGAGAUCCUCGUCUUCUACGCUUUCGGAGUGGUCACAGUGCUCCUCCUCUUUGCAUAAAGUUUUAUGCAAAUGGUAGACACAUUCUAUCUGCUGGUCAAGAUCGCGCCUUCCGUCUUUUCUCAGUUGUCCAGGAUCAACAAAGUCGAGAACUCUCUCAGCGCCAUGUAACUAAACGAGCCAAAAAGCUCAAGUUAAAGGAGGAAGAAAUAAAAUUGAAGCCUGUUAUAGCAUUUGAUGUUGCUGAAAUCAGGGAACGAGAUUGGUGCAAUGUCGUCACAUGUCAUAUGGAUACUGCACAGGCUUAUGUUUGGAGGCUUCAAAAUUUUGUCCUUGGAGAGCACAUUCUGAGACCAUGCCCAGAUAACCCUACGCCUGUUAAGGCAUGUGCAAUUAGUGCGUGUGGCAAUUUUGCAAUUUUAGGCACAUCAGGUGGUUGGAUUGAGCGCUUCAACUUGCAAUCAGGUUUCAGCAGAGGCACCUAUGUUGACAGCUCAGAAGGUAGAAACUGUGCCCAUAAUGAUCAGGUGGUCGGAGUUGCAUGUGAUUCAACCAACACCCUUAUGAUCAGUGCGGGAUAUCAUGGAGACAUAAAGGUUUGGGAUUUCAAGGGACGUGAUGUGAAGUCCAGAUGGGAAAUUGGUUGUUCUUUGGUCAAAAUAGUUUAUCAUCGCCUGAAUGGUCUUCUAGCUACAGUUGCGGACGACUUCGUCAUACGUGUAUUCGAUGUUGUGGCAUCAAGAAUGGUUCGUAAAUUCGAAGGUCACACAGACCGUGUGACAGAUUUAUGUUUCAGUGAAGAUGGGAAAUGGCUUUUGUCUUCAAGUAUGGAUGGGAGUCUAAGAAUUUGGGACAUCAUCUUAGCUCGACAAAUAGAUGCUAUAUAUGUUGAUGUUUCCAUCACGGCACUGUCUCUAUCACCGACUAUGGAUGUCCUGGCGACGGCACAUGUUGAUCAGAAUGGAGUCUAUCUCUGGGUCAACCAGUCAAUGUUUUCCGGAACCUCCGAAGUUCAAUCUUAUGCGAGUGGAAAAGAAGUCGUGAGCGUUAAGUUACCAUCUAUAUCUUCGAGAGGAGAAGAUUCACACCUCGAGGAAGAUAACGUGCCUGCUCUAGAUCAUGCAGAGUCUGAAAAUGCCCCUUUCAGGCCUUUGCCUCAGCAGAUGCCUGAUUUAGUUACACUGUCAUUACUCCCGAAAAGCCAGUGGCAAAGCCUGAUUAACUUAGACAUUAUAAAGGCUCGCAAUAAGCCCAUUGAGCCUCCGAAGAAACCCGAAAAGGCACCUUUCUUUUUGCCAUCCAUCCCGUCUCUCUCUGGGGAAAUACAGUUCAAACCUAGUGAGGCAGCUAACAAGGAGGAAACAACUGGUGAUGUAAACAAAACUCUUCCGAGGAGAGUUGAUGAAUCUGCGUCCCAGUUCUUGCAACUUCUCCAGUCAUCUGCAGAGACCAAGAACUUCUCAUCAUUCACAGACUACAUCAAAGGUCUGUCUCCCUCAGCUUUGGAUAUGGAGCUCCGGAUGCUUCAGAUUAUAGAUGACGAGGAGCAGCAGGAUGCUGGUAGCCGAGAGGAGCUGGCUUCACUUGAAUUACUUCUUGAUUACUUCAUCCACGAAAUCUCCUUCAGGAAUAACUUUGACUUCAUACAAGCCCUUGUCAGACUGUUUCUGAAGAUACAUGGGGAAACUAUCAGACGGCAGUCAAAACUGCAAAAUAAGGCGAGAGAACUUCUAGAGGUUCAAUGCGGUGUGUGGCAGAGAGUGGAUAAAUUGUUCCAGGGAGCGAGGUGCAUGCUCACUUUCCUCAGCAAUGGACAAUUUUAGGCGCCAGAGGAUUUCGAUGAGCUCGUUUCCUCAAGUAAGAAAAAAUUUUGACCGGUAAUUCGGAAUAUUCUUUCGCAAUGGGCUUAAUAGUUUACAUAGUUGUAAGUGUUAGAUUAUGUUUCUUUACCAACCUACAAUCCCGAGUUCGGUUACUGGGCUUAUAUGUAUCUUGAUCCACAUAUCCUGUAUUGGUUCGACAUUCGGUUACUGAGUUUGUUCUGUUUCUCCGAGGCUGAAAUGGACAAUAUUUGGGAGCAGAGUGACAUUUAUUUUCGUCUUUAUGCUGUAACAGGAGUAAUUUUCAGAAUCAGUAAAUAUUGUCUCUCUAAUGGUGAAUUCUUCCUCUUGCGAUUGGAUUCUAUU